Messenger RNA from Nasonia vitripennis (jewel wasp), 1685 nucleotides. RefSeq names its product epoxide hydrolase 1 (gene Eh1). The transcript is spliced from 7 exons. Gene Ontology annotation, molecular function: epoxide hydrolase activity. Gene Ontology annotation, biological process: epoxide metabolic process. NCBI's taxonomy places the organism in Eukaryota, Metazoa, Arthropoda, Insecta, Hymenoptera, Pteromalidae. The record is from RefSeq and is marked validated. Bases 1 to 1413 code for a protein of 470 amino acids.
AUGUGGAAGGGCGCUGCGGUUUUCCUACUAGCCACGCUGGCCAUCGGCUGGCAUCUCAGGUAUCAAGGACCCGUGGAGGUACCUGACUUGCCGAAUCAAUACUGGGGUCCUGGAAAGCCUGUGCCAGAUCCCAAGGAUAUCAAACCGUUCAAAAUCGACGUUCCAAAAGAGGUAAUCGAUGAUCUAAACAAACGCCUUGAUAGUACGAGAUCAUUUGUGGAACCGCUGGAAGGUUCUGCCUGGACUUACGGUAUCUCGUCGACCUACUUGAAGACCGUCUUGAACCACUGGAGGAAGAAAUAUAACUGGAGCCAACGGCAGGCUCUGCUCAACAAAUACCCGCAGUUCAAGACCAAGAUUCAAGGUCUGGACAUCCACUUCUACCAUGUAAAGCCCCAGGUACCUAAAGACCGCAAGGUCCGUGUUCUGCCACUUUUGAUGCUCCACGGCUGGCCAGGAUCCAUCGUCGAGUUCCAGAAGAUUAUCCCCAUGCUCACGACAGCCAAGCCCGAUGAAAACUUCGUCUUCGAGCUGAUCAUCCCAUCUCUGCCCGGAUAUGGAUUCUCCCAAGCUGCCGCUAGACCCGGUCUUGGACCUGCUCAGAUGGCUGUUGUCUUCAAAAACCUGAUGCAAAGACUCGGUUUCGAGCAGUUCUACACUCAGGGUGGUGACUGGGGCAGUCUCAUCACUGCCAACAUGGCUGUGCUGUAUCCCAAAAAGGUCAUAGGAACUCACCUGAAUAUGUGCUUCAUCGAAUCGCAUAAGGCUCACUUCUUAUCGCUCGUCGGCGCGUACAUCCCAUCUCUGGUCGUCGACAGCGAGCAUUACUCCAAGAUGUAUCCGUUGUCCUACCACUUCGGCCGCUUGAUCGAAGAGACCGGUUACUUGCACAUCCAGGCUACGAAACCUGAAACAGUUGGCGCCGCACUUACGGAUUCGCCGGCUGGUCUCGCCGCGUACAUCCUUGAGAAGUUCAGCACCUGGACGAAUCCAGACUAUAGGUUCCGCGACGAUGGUGGACUUCUGGAGAAGUUCACCAUGGACGAGCUUUUGGACAACCUCAUGGUCUACUGGGUGACCAACUCCAUCACCACCAGUCAGCGACUCUACGCCGAAUGCUUCAGCAAGGCCAACAGGGAGCUCGGAGUUGACAAAAUGCCGAUCUUCGUGCCAACCGCCUGUGCCAACUUCCCGCACGAGUUGGCCUACAGGUCGGAAACCAUCCUCAAGGAACGUUUCACGAACCUGGUCCAGUUCACUCAUCCUCCACGAGGUGGUCACUUCGCCGCUUUUGAGGAGCCCGAACUUCUGGCCAACGACGUCUGGAGCUUUGUGCACAAGCUCGAGCAGCGACUCAGUGAUGAGAAACGACAGAAGCAGGAGGCCAAGAAAGAAAAGGCGAAGAAGGCGUGAUUGCGAGUCAAGAUUUAGGAGGUGGUAUUCCUGAGAAGAUUUACGGCUGCGUGGCUAAUGUGUGAUUCGGAGCUGCUCGACGUAUGGGCUUCAACGCUAUUUUUGUACUGAUUUUUUAUUUCGACGAUAUUUAUGCGCCGUAGCGCGGCGCUGUUUUUCUUCGAUCUCUCGAAGUCGGAAUUUUUUUGGAAUAGUUGAUGGAUGGAGAGUUGUAAACGCUCGUAUAUUGUUGAGCAUUAAUCAGUGAAAUAAAAAUUUCCUUUUGUUUUUCU